Molecule: messenger RNA, 2127 nt
Organism: Pseudomassariella vexata
Lineage: Eukaryota; Fungi; Ascomycota; Sordariomycetes; Amphisphaeriales; Pseudomassariaceae
Product: cytochrome P450
Exons: 3
Coding region: 296-1876 (526 amino acids)
Molecular function (GO): monooxygenase activity; iron ion binding; oxidoreductase activity, acting on paired donors, with incorporation or reduction of molecular oxygen
Source: RefSeq, a predicted model, not a curated record
CACCAUUUCCCCGCAAUCUCGAUCAGCUACUGACCAUUAACAUUCCUCAAACGUGUGGUUGUCCAAUUAAUUGUCCCACAUAACUGCGUAAUCCUCUAAACGCAGCCAGGCAUACCGUAGCGGGUUGUGUAUGGUUUCGGAAUCCCAUGGCUUUGGUUGACGGUUGUGUAUUACCGACUACAAGCAGAGCCGAUACAUACCUGAUAUAACACAGCCCUCCUUACACCAUCCCGAGGUCUCUUGACAGAAAAAACGAAAAGUUUGGUUGAAAUACUGGUUGAAAACUUCAGACAAUAUGACCCUGGAACACCUUAUAUGUUUUGCGAGACAGCAGCUUGCCGAUUCCCCUCUGCGAUGCACCGCCACUAUUGCACUGGUCGGUAUACUCUUACAUAUCAUUGGCAAUGAGAUCGUUCGAGCCCGGGCUAGAGUCCCAGGCAUGAAAGGUCCCAGGGGCUGGCCCGUCAUUGGUAACUUGUGGGACAUUCGAACCAAUGCGGCAGCGAGGUUUUACGAUUGGUCCAAAACGUAUGGAGAUGUCUAUCAGAUCCAAAUGGGCAACACGCCCGUUGUGGUUGUCAACAGUGCCGUGGCGGCCAAGAAGCUGUUCGUGGCCAACUCGCAGGCUAUCAGUUCGAGGCCGAUCACCUACACGUUUCACAAGAUCGCUUCCACUACAGCCGGCCUCACCAUCGGCACCUCCCCCUACGACGACUCCCUCAAGCGUCGUAAGAAAGGAGCAGCCGCCGCGCUCAACAAACCUGCCAUUCAAUCCUACGUCCCGCACAUGGACCUCGAAUCCAAGGACUUCAUCAAAGACCUUCUUUUCUACGGCAAAGCCGGAACCGUCGCGAUCGAUCCACUCCCCAUGAUCCAGCGUCUGUCCCUCUCACUCGCCAUGACCAUCAACUGGGGCGUCCGUGUCGCCUGUAUCGAGGAUCCCAUGUUCAUCGAGAUCGUUAGGGUCGAGGAGGAGCUCAACUCAUUUCGCUCCACGACGGGCAACCUGCAGGACUAUAUCCCGCUCCUACGUAUGAAUCCAGUAAACCGAAAUUCUGCCAAGGCGCGAGAGAUGCGUCAGCGCCGCGACGCUUACCUGCAUACCUUGAACUCAGGGGUCAUUGAAAAGGUCAACAAGGGCACGGAUACGCCCUGCAUACAGGCCAAUGUGAUCAAGAACGAGGAAGCCAAGCUUAACGAUGUCGAGCUCACGUCCAUUAGCUUGUCCAUGCUGUCGGGCGGGUUCGAGACCGUUGCCACCACGGUGCAGUGGAGUGUGGCGUACUUUGCGAUACACCCCGAGAUCCAGGAUAAGGCGUUCAACGCUAUUCAGGAGUUCCAGGAGCCUUUGAAAGCCGAAACCUCAGGGCUGCCUGAUGUGGCGGAUGAUCAGAAGUGUGUGUAUAUCGCUGCCAUGGCACGAGAAGCGUUACGAUACUUUACUGUGAUUCCGCUCGCGCUGCCCAGGGCUUCGAUUAGGGAUGUUGUGUAUGAGGGUGUUCGAAUACCGGAGGGAACGACUUACUAUCUGAAUGCAUGGGCUUGUAACUAUGACAAAAACCUCUGGACCGACCCCGAGGUCUUCCGGCCCGAACGCUGGCUUGAAAAGCCAGACGCUCCUAUGUUCACCCUCGGUAUUGGGUAUAGGAUGUGUUCCGGUCAUCUCCUUGCCCACCGGGAGGUGUACUUGGUAUUCAUGCGGAUGCUCAGCAGCUUUCGAUUCAAGGCGGUUGGCGAAAUCAAGUGCAAUCCGAGUCGGGACUUCAAGAAUCCGGCCGACCUUAUUAUGGCACCGGAGCCCUACAGGGUGCUUUGCGUUCCCAGAAAUGAGACGAGGUUGAGACGGGCACUGGAUGAGUGGAACCCGCAGGGUUGAAGACUGAAAGGUUAGCCAAAGGAUGAUUUGCAAGGGGAAAACAACAUUUAAGUCACACCUUAUCUUGUAAUGACUGUCAGGGGUACUCAGUGGAGUUUCAAUGGGCUUUACAAUGUAUAUAUAUGUACACGUGAGUCUUGGGUCUAACCUAGUACAUAGGUCGCCUGCCAAAGUUCCUGCUUAACAGCGUGAAUAUUAUCCAAUGUCAAUGUUAGUACCUUGUCAAGUUUUAUAAUUAAGUUGUUCUACAG